Molecule: messenger RNA, 471 nt
Organism: Fibroporia radiculosa
Lineage: Eukaryota; Fungi; Basidiomycota; Agaricomycetes; Polyporales; Fibroporiaceae
Exons: 6
Coding region: 1-471 (156 amino acids)
Source: RefSeq, a predicted model, not a curated record
AUGUCCACUAUGCUCGCUCAUCCUGCCCACCUUCCCCUCCACGUCGAGGCCCCCCAACCAAAGGACGUGGAACUGAACGAGCUCGGUGACCUUCAAGAUGCGCUGGAACCCUUUGCACAAUUGAUCUGUCGGUCUGGUCGAUCCAUUCGGUUACACUGCACAGUGCCGACGGCGUGCUCAUCCUCCUAUCCCACAUGUCACGACCUUUACGACCUACAUGAUUUACGAAGCCGAUCGUUGCUGUUCGUGCAUAAUCUGGUGGAGACGUUAAAGGCUUCUGGAGUCCCCGCGUCAUACCGCCUGCAGCCUUCUAACUCUCCGAUAUGCCUUAUCUGUGCGCUUCCACUCGGUCUUGACGCAACGAAAGUCAAGGCCGCAGCCGUAGCAGCGGUCCAGAAUGCCCACUUCGAAUCAAAAGAGAAGGCAUUGUUAGCCGACUUGCAGGACGGGCUCGCACUUGUCAUCACAUAA